CGUGACGGGGGAAGUGGUGUCAUCCAGUAGGAAGGGGCAGCACUGCCAGCUGUAUGGUGGCGAUAGUGUCGGGUGGCACCUGAUGAAGUGGAAGAUCUGCUGGAGGAAGGUCAUUUAUGAUCGGGAUCAAAAGGAAAUUUACUGGUUUGCUGUGCUUACGCUACAUUAUAGAAGAGCUACCUGCUAAGGCUUUAAAAAUGCCAAGCUGUAUGGUAAAAACAUGUACUUUUUCAUGGCGAGAAAAGGAUCAAGAUGUAACCCUGCAUGUGUUUCCAAGAAACCCAGAUAUGAUUGCCAAAUGGUUAAGAAAAAUUCAUUAUGAAGAGAACACAAUAGAGGAGCUAACAAACAAAAUUUUAGGAUCUAAAACCGGAGGCUACCGAAUAUGUUCACGCCACUUCACUGAAAGUGACUAUGAACAAAGAGGCCCAAGUAAAUACCUUAAAAAGGAUGCAUUCCCCACUCCAUAUUCACUUAAGGAGCCACAGAGUCCUGCUUCCCCAUCUCUGGACCACAGUUAUGUUAAACGUAUUCGUCUUGAAGUAGAGCCACCUGGGGAAACAUCUUUACCCAUUUCCUUUGGUGCUCAAGAGAAUACUGCUGAUCUAUCCAUUGCAACAAACAUUUUUCCAACAGAGGGCACAAAUUCUAUUUCUGAACUUCUUUUUUUUGACAUGGGUGAGACUGAUCAUGCAGAAUGUGAGAUCGAAACCACUGGAGAUAGAAGUCUGACAGUCUCGAAUACAUCUCAGCCACCAAUGCCUCCAUUAAAGCGUAAAUACAGUUCCAGGAGCACAAGAACAGUGGGGACCUUUAUGGAUCCUAUCAACACAAAAAAACAUAAAGCUACCCAGUUUGAAAAAAGAUUUCGCACAUCCAACAAAAAGACUCAAGUAUGCUGCAGAAAAGAUUACAAUUGUGUAGGUAUUCAGUGCAAUAUUGUAGAACUCCCUGGCUUGCAGUGUUUGCCUGUUAAACAAGAGUCAGCAGCAAGGCAACACACAGGGAUGAAAUUACAACGUGAUGUAUGGCAACACUCAUUUCCGGAAGACGGGGCUUUGGACUCCCAGAGUGCGGCAUCGUAUGAACAAACUGCAGUGGGUAUUGCGCCUCAUCUGCCUGAGCCGUCACCUUUCCAUACAUUUCCAGGACAAGAGAUGGAUAAUACUGGACAGCUUUUGAUGGACUGUGACCCUGAAGAUAAUCUUGAACCUCUGCUACUCAGUGAGAGCUACAGGCCUACUCUCAAGGAAGAGGACCAUUCUAUACAGACUCUUUCAGAGGAUGAAGACUUGUUUGUGGAUCCAAAGAAUCCCGACAACUCUUUUGUCUUGCUCCAUGAUGUCCCUGGCAAAACUGACUACGCUGCAGAAAUAAAAUUUUUAGUAUUUCAUUCCUGUCUGGACGAGCUGCUCUGGAACUCAAAAUGUAAGGCAGUGAGUGCCUGCUCUGGAACAAUCAUCAAACUUCAAAAAUAUAUGGUUGGUUCAGCUCUCGUGGUCAAUGGUUUCUGUUCGAAUAAUCACAAGUAUAGACUUUGGGUAAGUCAGCCCUUCCUUGGAAGAAUGCCUGUUGGAAAUUUGCUGCUGUCUGCUGCAAUUGUGUGCAGUGGAUCAAACUAUCAAACGAUGACAACAUUUUUUAACAAUCUCUCUAUGCCUAGCAUCUCUAAAACCACUCAUUGUCAAUACCAACAAAAUAUUAUAUUUCCAACUAUCAAUUUCCACUGGCAGGAUGAAAGACAGUCAGUCAUAAAGUCUCUAGAAAACAAGGCUAUUGCCCUGGCAGGAGACAGUCAGUGUAACCCUUCUGGAUGUAAUGCAAAAUAUUGCACUUAUACUUUGAUGGACGUUGAAAGCGAGAAGAUCGUGGACUUUCAAGUUGAGCAGUUUCAGGCAGGGGUAUCAUCAGUAACCCUAGAAAACAAAGCUUUCAAAAUAGCUUUAGAACGCCUGCUAGCUGAUGAUGUGAACAUAAAGGUGAUAACCACGGACAGACACAUCGGAAUAAGGAAAACAGUGCAACAGAAUUACCAACCAAUAAAGCAUGAAUUUGAUGUUUGGCAUUUUGGCAAGUCAGUAAGUUCCAAAUUAAUUGCUGCCAGCAAAUCAAGAAACAUGCGUCAAUUGGCUCAUUGGGUUCCACUGGCGAAAAAACAUCUCUGGUGGUGUUUUAUGACCUCCCAUCACAAUCCAGAACUACUGAAGGAAAAAUGGCUGUCGCUUAUAUACCACUCAGCUAAUGUUCACCAGUGGCCAGACAAUAGUAUAUACCACUCCUGUCAGCACCCACCAAUAUCAGCUGAGGAGGUAAAAAAGUAUGAGUGGCUUUCAUUGGGUUCUGCAGCUCAUCAAAAACUAAAAGAAAUUGUGCAGAACCCCCAACUUCUUCAUGAUCUCCAACAUCUGUCCCAUUUUUCCCAUACUGAUAGCCUUGAUGUAUACAACAGAAUGUGCCUCAAGUAUCGUUCGAAGUGGCAUCAUUUUCAUCUAGAUGCCAUGGUUGCUCGAACUCAACUGGCUGCUCUAGAUCAUAACAAGAACACUAAAUGGUUGCAAGCCUUGGUAUCAAAGCUCACUCAUAUUGAAAAGGUUGGAACAUCAAGGUACAGAUUUUCAUAUAACAGGGUGAAGAAAGACUUGGUAUCCAAAAUGUACAGUCAAACCACUCAGAAAUUCAUAAAACAUAUAUUAUCAGAUAGUCUCUCUUUUGCAGCAGGAAAAAAACACUUUAACUGGCAAGAAAGACCCUCUAGGAUUCCACAAAAUAUUGCUCCAGGGAACUGAUCCUGUGUAUACCAUGUAUAUAGUUUUUUUUACUUUAGCUUUCUUUUGAUUAUAAUUUAUUGUUGGCGGAUACACUCUGUUUAAUAUUAUUUUGUAACUGUUGUCCAAUAUGUUUACAUAUUUGUAGAUAGAUUCAUGUAGGGGCGCGCAUCUUUAAGGCGGCGUAGCAUACCAAAUUUACGCUACGCCGCCU
Messenger RNA from Rana temporaria (common frog), 2979 nucleotides. RefSeq lists its product as uncharacterized. Lineage: Eukaryota; Metazoa; Chordata; Amphibia; Anura; Ranidae. The transcript is spliced from 3 exons. The record is from RefSeq and is a predicted model, not a curated record. Bases 117 to 2786 code for a protein of 889 amino acids.